UGCCAUUAUCUGAAAAUCGAAAUGCAAGUAAUAUUUUAACAUUUAGAAAGUAUAAAGACAAAUCAUAUUGCAUUGUGGAAUGGAAUGUAAGUGAUAUUAUUUUUCAAUGCAGAAAAGUCCUGGCAGCAUGUAUUUACACACCAGCAUCAUCUUGUUCCUGGUUUCUCCAAAUUUUGUCUUCAUGUCUGGCUAUUUUCCUGAGAGGCAUCCAAAGCAGUCCAGUGUAAAGGGACCACCACCAUUUCUGCCAUUCAACACCAAAAGCCAAGGUAAGAGGAGACGUGGUGAACAAGGGCCACCGGGUCCUCCUGGUCCAGUUGGCCCAAGGGGAUUGCUCGGGCCUCCAGGACCUCCAGGAAAACCAGGAUAUGGGGCCCCAGGGCCACAAGGAGCUCAAGGAGUGCCUGGGCCACCAGGAUUCACCUCCAUUGGAAAACCUGGUCAACCAGGCAUACCUGGUAAGCAGGGGGAACGUGGAUAUCAAGGAGAUAAAGGCGACACUGGGCCUAUAGGACUACCAGGACCAAGAGGUCAGCAAGGACCACCGGGAUAUCCAGGACCUGCUGGAAUUUCUGCUGUUGGUACACCAGGUCAACACGGCAUAGUAGGAAACCCUGGGGCAAGAGGUGUACCUGGAUUUAAGGGUGAACCUGGCAUGCCAGGAAUAAGUGGAGUCAAAGGACAAGAUGGAUAUGGAAUUCAAGGUCAACCAGGAGAAAGAGGUUCACCUGGUUUGCCCGGGCCACCUGGGCCACAAGGUCCUCCUGGAAUAGGCAAACCCGGCAUAAAUGGUCUUCCUGGACAGCCAGGAAAAUUAGGUGAUAGGGGUUUACCAGGUGAAUCAGGAAUACAAGGUUUACCGGGACCCCAAGGCCCACAUGGUCAGCCAGGGGCACCAGGUAUUGGUAAACCUGGAAUGAAUGGUACGCCAGGAUUGCUGGGGCCUUCUGGACCUAAAGGACAGCCAGGACUACCAGGCAUGCCUGGUCCUCAAGGAAUGCAAGGUUAUGGAAAGCCAGGCUUACCUGGAGUAAAAGGACAAAGGGGGCCUGAAGGGAUUCCUGGUGUUCCCGGAAUUAAAGGUGAUCAGGGACCAUUAGGUCUUCCAGGGCCGCCGGGAUUACCAGGGUUGCCAGGAAAUGGAGGUAUACAGGGACACAGAGGGAUUCCAGGAGAAGUUGGCUUUCCAGGACAUAAAGGUGAGGUUGGAGCAAAGGGGUUUCCAGGAGCUCCUGGUCCAAAUGGUGAGAGAGGUAUUCCAGGAAUAGAUGGAAAAACAGGAUAUCCAGGUGAACCAGGGCUUGCUGGUCCCAAAGGGCCACCAGGAAUUGCAGGACAAAAAGGAGAGAAAGGGUUAGUAGGACCACCUGGUACACCUGGAGCAACUGGUCCAGCAGGUCCGAGAGGAGAAAUGGGUUACAGUGGAGAACAGGGGCCAAGAGGGGCUACAGGAAUACCAGGUAUGAGGGGGCCAUCAGGAGCACCAGGAAUUUCAGGUCCACCUGGUCAGAAGGGGGAACAGGGCUUCCGUGGCCUACCAGGUCCAGCUGGCAUUGCAACAAAUGGUAUACAAGGACCAAUAGGACCUCCUGGAAUUUCUGGUCCAAGAGGAAUCAAUGGUGAGCCAGGAUUGCCUGGUCAACCGGGUCCACCAGGCCCACCAGGUCAGGUAAUAAUCCCACACCACUUGCCUGAUGGCUACUCAAAGUCAGGGCAAAUUCAAGGCCUAAGAGAAAUUCGUAUCUCUGCAUUUACUGCUGUUCUUUCCAAAGCCUUUCCAGCAGUGGGAGUACCUAUAAAAUUUGAUAAGAUUUUAUAUAACAGACAAAAUCAUUAUGAUGCUCAAACUGGAAUAUUUACAUGCAGAAUACCAGGACUAUAUUAUUUUGCUUACCAUGUGCAUGUAAAAGGCACACAUAUUUGGGUGGCACUAUACAAAAAUGGUACACCCUUAAUGUACACAUAUGAUGAAUAUAAGAAAGGAUACCUUGACCAGGCAUCGGGAAGUGCUGUCAUAGACCUAACUGAAAAUGACCAAGUUUGGCUCCAAUUACCCAGUGCAGACUCCAAUGGCUUAUAUUCUUCUGACUACAUACAUUCCUCUUUCUCAGGAUUUUUAUUUGGCCUAACAUGAUAAGUCAUUUUUAUAUUUCCAAUUUUAUGCUUGAA
Molecule: messenger RNA, 2169 nt
Organism: Nanorana parkeri
Lineage: Eukaryota; Metazoa; Chordata; Amphibia; Anura; Dicroglossidae
Gene: COL10A1
Product: collagen type X alpha 1 chain
Exons: 3
Coding region: 107-2134 (675 amino acids)
Molecular function (GO): protein binding
Source: RefSeq, a predicted model, not a curated record